AUGGCGGACGCAAGUCCGACUUCCCUACCGGGCCCAGAGCUCUUUCGGGCUCCUCCUGAAAAGCUCCAAGGCAUGGCUGAGAAGGAGCCCGAAGACGGCGAGGACGAGGAGCUCCUGAAGCCCCUGAAAGCGGCCCCGAAGCUCGGGCGCAUCACCUUCAACAUGCAGGGAGCGCAGAAAGCCUUAGCGGCCGCCCGCACCAAAGUGCAGGUGCAAAGUGCGGUGGAAGCUGCAAAGGCGAAGCGCUUAAAUGUGAGAGAUGCCUCCACGCAGACCGUCCGAGAUCCGGAGCGGCAGGAUGGUGGCUUCGAGACCAUCUGGCGCCUCCGGCCGCGAGGGAUGGAGUCCUUCCCUCACUUCGCAAAGCCCAAGAAGGCGAAGAAGAGAGGCAAAGACGCCGAGGCUGUGGUGCUGCAGGACGUGGAGGAUACGCCAGCAGUGGAUCCGCGAGAUCCCAGCGAAAGGAAGAGGGCCCGAAUUGAGGAGCCCGGUCGGCUGGCGGAGGAAGCGCCGCAAGUCGAGGAGAUCGGCGAGGGGCCCGCCGUCGAUCCUCGAGAGCCAGUCGAAAGGACGGUGGCCCUGGCCGACGCGCCCGCGGCCGAGGAGGGGAAGCCGGAGGCUCCCGAGGCGCAGGCUGCGCCUGGUCUCGACGCAAGCAUCCGGGAAGUGCAGGCACCGGAGGCCCCAGAGCCUGCGGUGAUGAACGCACAGGUGCUAGAUGAUGAUGAUGAUGCCGAGCUCAGCGGAGGUGAAGCACAAUGUGACCCAUAUCUGGCGUUUGAUGAUGAUGAAGAGCUUCUGCCAGAGACGGGUGACGUGACCGCAGCUUGUCAUCUUCGGCCGCAGAAGGUGCCUUCGAUGGCGCGGUUUCUCUGGGUCGGCGUCCUUACGUGGACGCUAGCGCCGCCCGCGCGUGCCCUCGCGCCCCUCCAGGCCAAUCUCGAAGGCUUGCAAGAGAAGGCCGGUGCGGAUCCCUUCAUCACCUACUACCCAGAUGAGCCGCAGCACACGGCGCACUACUGCACCCCACUUGAGGCGCCCGAGAACAAGAAGUGCACUGCCCAGGUGAAGUGGGCAUUCUCGCAGACGAACUCAACUUCGAAGAAGGCAAAGGAUUUCUUGGACGAGGUGCGCUUCAGCAUGAGGAAGUAUGGGAACGUGGCGCCCGAGAAUGCCACCUUGGACGACUUCCAGAAGCUCUACUGGUGCGCGCCUCCGAAAGGCAACCUGUCACAGGAGUGUGGGGCGCCUCCUUGCAACUGCACCUAUCCGCCAUGCCACAUGUGCCUUUUCCCGGAGCGACCGCGAAAUUGCACGGCAGAGUCCAAGGACAUUCGGUGCAAGCCGCCGAAGAAGGCCAUGGACUACAACGGCAUGCAGUGGCCCCUCGUCAAGAUCGCUACGCCGCCUCCAUACCACAUCUUCGCCAUCGGUGACUGGGGUGGCAUGGACACCAUGCUCAAGCCUGUCGAGGGCCGUGACCCGCUGAUGCCCUGGUGGGGGUAUGGACUGCCAAAGCCAGGCCCCACGCCCUUCCCGCGGACUCGCUGGAACAAGAACCACGACUUCAUGAUGUGCAAUCAUGAGCAGUUUCUGAACUGCUACAAGACAUGGGGGACGUGGGGCUGUCCUGCCGGCUGUGGCUUUGACAAGCAGGUUGACACGCAGCCGCAGCAGUUGGUUGCGAAGGUGUUGAAGAAGCGAGCAGAGCUAAAGCACCCAGUGGCCAUUUUGAAUGUGGGCGACAACUUCUACUGGGGAGGCAUCGAGAAGACUUGCGGACACCCCAUGGAUGAGCUCUCGUACACCGCGGCGCACCAGUUCGACCAAAUCUUCGAGAGCGUUUACAAUGGUCCGGGAAUCGACGGCGUUCCAUGGAUCAGCUGCCUGGGCAACCACGACUGGGGAGGCCGCCGCUUCAACAACGGCUGGGAUCAGCAGUUUGCCUACACGUGGAAGAGCAACCGUUGGAUCUUGCCGGCGGCGUACUACACCCUCAAGAUGUACUUCGAGAUAGGAAACUUCUGGAUGGACAUCUACGUUUUGGACUCCAACAACGAAGAUGGCAAGGACCAGUGGCAGGAGCCUAGCCACAACAUCUGCGGCAAUCAGCACAACCCUUGGGGCGCCUCCUGUGCCAGUGCGGGUGGCCCCUUCGAUGUCAACUCUUGCCACCAGUGGUUCUGGGACCUCUGGGGCAAGCAGUCGGGCUGGUUGGCCUCGCUGCUUGCGCAGUCGACGGCGCAGUGGCAAGUGGCCGUAACACACUUCCCUUGCGGAACCCAGAAGAAUUUCUGGAUGGACAUGCACAACCGUCUCGGCCUCGACUUGCUUGUGACCGGCCACCGCCACGAUCAGGAACUCUGGGAGCCCGGAUGGCUCGGCGGCCUCACUUGCUUCAUCACCGGGGGAGGUGGCGGGAUCUCCUCCGAAGGGACGCCCAACCCUUACUGGAAGAACGACUGGUACGGGGAGGCCCAGUACGGCUUCUACGACCUAUUGGUGUCCUUCCAGAACAUUGUCAUCACGUCCGUCGACUGGAUGCUUGGCCCAGCUGCUGAGCUUCUUAUCAACAUGGAGGAACUGCCUAGCGAUCCCGUUUUAGAAAUCGAGUUUCCUGUUGCCAAGGCAGCCAAGGUUAUCUCGCAAAGGGCCCUUCCAGCUCAGUAUGCCCGCGCUUUCUCGGCCCAGCCGGAGGCGUUCAAGGCCGCCUACGAAGCCCACGUGGCUGAGCGAGCCGCCCAAGGCGGCCUGCCACCCUUGGCUCUGGACCAGAGCCAGGCUGAAUCUGUGGUCGAGAUGUUGAAGAAGGCUCCUGCCGAUGGCUCUUUUUACGUUGACCUCCUGCGCAACCGUGUGAACCCGGGAGUCGAUGACUCCAGCUAUGUGAAGGCAAACUUCCUCCGCCUUGGACCAAGUGACAUCAUCCACGGCAAAGUCUCGACGCCGUUGGUGUCGAAGGCGGAUGCAGUAGAGAUGCUCGGAUGGAUGCAGGGAGGGUACAACGUCGCCCCACUGGUCGAGGCGCUGGACCUCGACCAGGAACUUGCCGCCGGGGCCGUCUCAGGCCUCAGCCGCAUGAUCUUGAUGUUCGACGCUUACCAUGACGUGGAGGACAAGAUGAAGAAGGGAAAUCCUUUUGCCAAGCAGGUGAUCGAAUCCUGGGCAAGCGCUGAGUGGUUCACGAGUCGCCCCACCGUUCCUGAAAAGGUGACUCUGUGCGUGUUUAAAGUAACCGGCGAGACGAACACCGACGACCUUUCGCCGGCCCCGGAUGCCUGGUCUCGCCCAGACAUCCCGCUGCACGCCCUGGCGAUGCUGAAGUUUCCUCGUGACGGCAUCACCAAUGCCGCGCAGCAGAUCGCAGACCUGAAAACGAAAGGCCACCAGCUCGCCUACGUCGGAGACGUUGUGGGCACGGGCUCUUCACGUAAGUCGGCCACAAACUCGAUCCUGUGGUACAUGGGCCAAGACAUCCCUUGCGCCCCGAACAAGCGCACCGGCGGCUUCGUGAUCGGCGGAGUGAUUGCGCCCAUCUUUUUCAACACCAUGGAGGACUCUGGUGCACUGCCUUUGGAGAUGGAUGUCAAAGACAUGAAUAUGGGCGACCUCAUCGAUCUGUGCGUCUAUGAGCAAGUCAUCAAGAAGCACGGCACCGACGAGGUCCUCACUAAGUUCGACCUCAAGCACGGCUUGAUGCUGGACCAGGUCCAGGCGGGUGGCCGCAUCCCUUUGAUCAUCGGCCGUGGACUCACCAACAAGGCCCGCGAGAGCUUGAACCUGGGCAUGUCUACCACCUUCAAGCAGAUGGCCCAGCCAGAUGUCAACGUGAAGGGCUUCACGUUGGCUCAGAAGAUGGUGGGCAAGGCCGCAGAAGGGCUCAUCUUGUCGGCCUGUGGCGUUGAGGGCGUGGUGCCGGGAGCCUACUGCGAGCCCCGCAUGGGAACUGUGGGCUCCCAGGACACCACUGGGCCCAUGACUCGCGAUGAGCUGAAGGACUUGGCCUGCCUGGGAUUCCAGGCGGACCUCGUGAUGCAGUCUUUCUGCCACACCGCCGCCUACCCCAAGCCCGUGGAUGUGAUCACGCACCGCACCCUGCCGAAGUUCAUCGCGGACCGCGGCGGUGUUGCCCUGCGCCCGGGCGAUGGCAUCAUCCAUUCCUGGCUCAACCGAAUGCUGCUCCCCGAUGAGGUCGGGACAGGCGGAGACUCGCACACUCGCUUCUUGGAUGCCGUUUAG
Messenger RNA from Symbiodinium sp. CCMP2592, 4239 nucleotides. NCBI's taxonomy places the organism in Eukaryota, Dinophyceae, Suessiales, Symbiodiniaceae. The record is from the annotation of a GenBank genome assembly.